Messenger RNA from Populus nigra (black poplar), 3242 nucleotides. Its product is annotated as beta-galactosidase 3. Gene Ontology annotation, biological process: carbohydrate metabolic process. Gene Ontology annotation, cellular component: vacuole; cell wall. The transcript is spliced from 19 exons. The coding region runs from base 185 to 2728 and encodes 847 amino acids. Lineage: Eukaryota; Viridiplantae; Streptophyta; Magnoliopsida; Malpighiales; Salicaceae. Gene Ontology annotation, molecular function: beta-galactosidase activity; carbohydrate binding. The record is from RefSeq and is a predicted model, not a curated record.
AAGCCGAGUGUCUGAAACCUGUGAAAUUGUGGUUUCUAAAGCAGUAAUGGCUUCACAAUAGACCAAGUAGACCACAACAACAGAAACCUUUCCCCUUCUCUUUUUUUCUCUCUCUCUCUCUUUCUGCCUUCAUUCUUUGGCUACUGAGGUGGAUAGAGGAGGGAGGUGAAGGGAAACAAGAAAAAUGGGAACUAACUCAGCUUACAAGUUGUGUAGUUUGGUAUUUUUGGUUGUGUUUUUGGGAUGUUCUGAGUUGAUCCAGUGUAGUGUGACUUAUGAUAGAAAGGCAAUCAUGAUUAAUGGCCGAAGAAGAAUUCUUUUCUCUGGUUCUAUUCACUACCCAAGAAGCACUCCUGAUAUGUGGGAAGAUCUGAUACAGAAGGCAAAAGAUGGAGGGAUUGAUGUGAUUGAGACAUAUGUGUUUUGGAAUGUGCAUGAGCCUACUCCUGGAAAUUACCACUUUGAAGGGAGAUAUGAUAUUGUGAGGUUCAUGAAGAUAAUACAGAGAGCUGGCCUCUAUGCCCAUCUCCGCAUUGGACCUUAUGUUUGUGCAGAAUGGAAUUUUGGAGGGUUUCCUGUUUGGCUAAAGUAUGUUCCAGGCAUCAGCUUUAGAACAGACAACGAGCCUUUCAAGAGGGCAAUGCAAGGGUUCACUGAGAAGAUUGUCGGAUUAAUGAAGGCUGAAAAUUUGUUUGAAUCCCAGGGUGGCCCCAUUAUACUCUCACAGAUUGAGAAUGAGUAUGGCGUACAAAGUAAGUUGUUUGGUGCUGCUGGUUAUAAUUAUAUGACAUGGGCUGCAAAUAUGGCCAUACAAACAGGAACUGGAGUUCCCUGGGUGAUGUGCAAGGAAGAUGAUGCCCCGGAUCCAGUGAUAAACACAUGCAAUGGUUUUUACUGUGAUUCGUUUGCUCCUAACAAACCUUACAAGCCGACAAUUUGGACAGAGGCCUGGAGUGGAUGGUUCUCAGAGUUUGGUGGUACAAUUCACCAGCGUCCUGUUCAAGAUUUGGCAUUUGCAGUUGCUAAAUUCAUACAGAAAGGAGGAUCCUUCAUUAAUUACUACAUGUUCCAUGGAGGGACCAACUUUGGUCGCAGUGCUGGAGGGCCUUUCAUUACCACCAGCUAUGACUACGAUGCUCCAAUAGAUGAAUAUGGUUUGAUCAGGCAACCAAAGUAUGGCCAUCUAAAGGAGCUUCAUAGAUCCAUUAAGAUGUGCGAGCGAGCUUUAGUUUCAGUCGAUCCCAUUGUCACUCAAUUAGGAACCUAUCAACAGGUUCAUGUUUACUCGACAGAAUCAGGCGACUGUGCAGCUUUUCUUGCAAACUAUGAUACAAAAUCUGCUGCAAGAGUGUUGUUUAACAACAUGCACUAUAACUUGCCUCCUUGGUCCAUCAGCAUCCUUCCUGACUGCAGAAAUGUGGUCUUUAAUACUGCUAAGGUUGGAGUUCAAACAUCUCAAAUGGAAAUGUUGCCAACAAAUGGGAUAUUUUCAUGGGAGAGUUACGAUGAGGAUAUUUCUUCUCUGGAUGACAGCUCAACAUUCACAACUGUUGGUCUCUUGGAGCAGAUAAAUGUCACAAGGGAUGCCAGUGAUUAUCUGUGGUACAUGACUAGUGUUGAUAUUGGAUCAUCUGAAUCCUUCCUGCAUGGAGGGGAACUCCCAACUCUCAUUAUUCAAUCAACAGGACAUGCUGUGCAUAUCUUUAUUAAUGGACAGCUUUCAGGUUCUGCUUUUGGGACGAGAGAAAAUAGGAGGUUUACUUAUACUGGGAAGGUCAAUCUGCGUCCUGGGACAAACAGAAUUGCGUUACUGAGUGUUGCUGUUGGAUUGCCGAAUGUGGGUGGACACUAUGAGUCCUGGAACACUGGUAUCCUUGGUCCAGUUGCACUGCAUGGACUUGACCAGGGAAAAUGGGACUUGUCUUGGCAAAAAUGGACCUACCAGGUUGGUCUGAAAGGAGAAGCCAUGAAUCUUCUCUCUCCAGAUAGUGUUACCUCUGUUGAGUGGAUGCAAUCAUCUUUAGCUGCACAAAGACCUCAGCCAUUGACAUGGCAUAAGGCAUAUUUCAAUGCACCUGAAGGCGAUGAGCCGUUGGCUUUGGACAUGGAAGGUAUGGGAAAGGGUCAAAUAUGGAUUAAUGGGCAAAGCAUAGGAAGAUACUGGACUGCAUAUGCUAGUGGUAAUUGCAAUGGAUGCAGUUAUGCUGGAACAUUCCGUCCUACAAAAUGUCAGCUUGGGUGUGGCCAGCCCACUCAAAGAUGGUACCAUGUUCCUCGGUCUUGGUUGAAGCCAACCAAUAAUCUCUUGGUUGUUUUUGAGGAACUUGGAGGGGAUCCUUCAAGAAUUUCUCUUGUGAAGAGAUCACUGGCCAGUGUUUGUGCUGAGGUCUCUGAAUUCCACCCAACUAUUAAGAACUGGCAAAUUGAAAGCUAUGGAAGAGCUGAAGAGUUCCACAGCCCCAAGGUUCACCUUCGGUGUAGUGUAGGUCAAUCCAUCACUUCCAUAAAAUUUGCAAGCUUUGGAACUCCUUUAGGAACUUGUGGAAGUUAUCAGCAAGGAGCUUGCCAUGCUUCUACCUCUUAUGCCAUCCUAGAGAAGAAAUGUAUAGGGAAGCAGAGAUGUGCCGUUACCAUAUCCAACAGUAACUUUGGCCAAGAUCCAUGUCCAAAUGUAAUGAAGAAGUUGUCAGUCGAAGCUGUUUGUGCCCCUACAAAUUGGAGGGGUUAAUUACGUGGAAGUACAAGGUCCCUUAUUUAUACUGCAACUAAUAAUUUAACAACACAUUACCUGCAAGAAAAGCAAGGAAGAACAAUAGUACGAGAGGCUACGAGUACAGCAAAGGGUUGUUUAGUGGGAUAGGUAAAGAUGCUGCAGUCUUUCAAACUGGGAGGCUGUGGCAAGGGUGUUUGUUGCUCAAGGCAAAUUAGUGCUUAAUUUAAUUUGGUUUAUGAACUACUGUAAAUUAGUCAAUCCUUAGAUAGGUGAGUUUGAAAAUUCCCAGGCUCUGCAAUUUGAGGCCCAUUGGUGAAUUUCAAGCCCCAGUCCUCCUCCUUUUUAAGUGGAUGUGGGCGGGGAGAAAGAAGUGUUUCUAGUGGUGUGAUUUAUCUUGUGUUUGUAUUAAGCGGGGAAAAAUCAAACCCCAGGUAUGUUUUCAUGUUGGGAGCGGAUCCUAGUAUGACCAUUGUUUGUGUAGUUCCUCCUUGAAUUUGAAAGAGCAUUCUGCCAGCUCAAUUUCAUUUUA